Molecule: messenger RNA, 1302 nt
Organism: Anisakis simplex (herring worm)
Lineage: Eukaryota; Metazoa; Nematoda; Chromadorea; Rhabditida; Anisakidae
Source: the annotation of a GenBank genome assembly
AGUGGGCAAAUGAAUAAUAUGUUUCCUGGUCUUCCACAGAUGCAGUUACCUGGUUUACCUCAGUUAAUGCCAUUCAAACUGCCGACGUUACCUCCCAUGAUGCCUCUCGGCAGUGGAGGUGACCCUUUCGGUCAGUUUAUCCGCAAUCUGGUUGCUAUGUUUCCAGGCCUGCAACCCCCCAAACCGUACGACUCAAAAAUAAGCCCGUUAACCCCGUCUGCACCUCCCCUACUGCUAACCCGACCCCCGCCUGGUGCUGCACCUGUCGAAGAAACUCCUAUUCCCAUCUCACCGUCCAUCCCUGCGCCCAUUCAGUUUCCUGACUUCCAGCCUGAAACUGGACCGCCGUCUCCUCCUAUAUCAAUGAUGCUGAGACCAGAGACGAGGCCUGCAGCUGAGCGAGGUUCUGGCUUGACCAACAAUUUUGCAACACUUCUACCUGAUCGAGGCAUUCAGGACUAUGGAACAGCUGAGAACAUCGACAGCUAUCCGGAUUUCACGGAAUUUUUAUCGAAGAACAAUGGUCGAAUGACUACUGAAGGUAAAGCCCCAGAACGUAGUGGCUCAGCAUCGACUGAGUCCAGACGACCAGAUGUUAACGAUGGCGAUACAGGUAAAGCAAAAGACACUUUUAGAGAAUUUAUUUCUCAAUUGGAUUGUAACAUUACAAUGAAUUGGAUUCUGGUGGCAAGUGUUUUUUAUGGUCAAGCAAUUCAAGUCCUGUGUCAGGUCAAUCUGGGUUCAUUCUCGUUGGGUCAAAAUCCCACUGGAGAUCUCGAGAUUGGUGUCGGUCAAAUGGCGAACAUUUUCGGAUUUGGUGGCGAUCGUGGCUUGAAGGUGACCACUGGAAAAGGGAAAUUUGGACUGACAUCGAAUCAAGGUGCGUUGAUCGGAGGUGAAAGGGUUGGCGUUGAUUCGGGACUAUCGUUUCAGGAAGGAAAAGGACUCGAUUUGGGCAGUUUACUGAAUUUUGGAAAUCCUCAACCAGCGUCUGCUCCCCAGCAUCCACAAGGCCAGUUCGGCUCGUUUCUGGAUAAUAUCGGUAAAUUUGUGCAGUCAAUCGCGAAACCAUCGAGCACUUCUGCGCCUUCCAGUCCCUCUGGCUUGCCGGCUAAUCACCCAUUAUCACCAUCAUCAACAGAUCACUUCCUUCCGAAAAGUGUCGGACGGACUGGAAGCAAAGAAUCGUGGAAUUCGAUUGAACAGUUGCCGAUACGAUCAGAUCAACGCACAAUGGAUGAAAAGAUCAAACUGGUACUCCUUCGAAUGGUUUUUUGUGAAGGAAGAGGGAAGAGGAAUUAG